Messenger RNA from Pseudomassariella vexata, 726 nucleotides. Its product is annotated as heme peroxidase. The record is from RefSeq and is a predicted model, not a curated record. Gene Ontology annotation, biological process: response to oxidative stress. The annotation marks the transcript as partial. NCBI's taxonomy places the organism in Eukaryota, Fungi, Ascomycota, Sordariomycetes, Amphisphaeriales, Pseudomassariaceae. Gene Ontology annotation, molecular function: peroxidase activity; heme binding. The transcript has 3 exons.
AGACAAACAUCUUGCCCGUCAGUAUGGACAGACGUCGCCGCCGACAUGAAAACCAGCUUCAUCGUCGAUGGAGCUUGUACAGAUGAUGCCCGGGCCGCCAUCCGCCUCUCGUUUCAUGACUGCUUCCCGGCAGGAUCAUGUGAUGGGUCCAUCAUCCUGGCAGAUGAAUGCUCUACUCGGGGUGAAAACUCACAGAUGACGGGUAUCUGCACUACCCUUGGAGAGAUGGCAACGCAGUAUAACGUGAGCACCGCCGACAUAAUCCAACUUGGGACAGCGCUUGGCAUAGCCUCCUGCAUGGGGCCCGCCAUCUCGUUUAAGGUAGGCCGCACCGACUCGAGUACGGCGAGUCCAACAGGCCAAAUGCCUGGGGCCAACGAUAACGCUACCUCGAUAACGGCAGCUUUCGUAGCCAAGGGCUUUACAGCUACAGAGCUGGUUGCUCUGAUCGGAGCCCAUACCGCCGCGAAGGACCUUAACGAUGUUGCCCUCGACACCACCGAAGCCCAGUGGGACAACACGUUUUACAGCGACACUAUCGACGGAAGUGCUCCAACCACUCUGAACAGCGACAAGUUCCUGAGCAACUCUUCGGGAACGAGUGCUACAUGGAGCAAGUUCGCAAGCAGCGCUUCGGAUUGGGAGGCUGCUUUUGUGCCGGCCAUGGAGAAGAUGAGCUUGCUGGGAAAUGAUGAGGCGAGCAUGAUCGACUGCUCUAGCGUCAUC